AUAUUAAAAAAAGUGAAAAAAUAAAAUUGGAAUAAUGCUAAGUAAAUUAAAUCAAAAAGUUUUAUAAAAAUGUUAUAAAUCUUCUGAAAAAAUAGAAACUAAAAUAUUUAAGUGCUCUCUAGAGGCGAUAAAAUGUUCAAAAUCGAAUCCUAUAUAACACCUCUUAUACUAAACUAUUUGACGAAAUAUGUCAAAAAUAUACGACCACAAGAUUUUCAAGUUUCCUUAUGGGAGGGUGAAGUCACAUUCCAUAAUUUGGAUUUACGUUUAGAUGUGUUGCAACAAGAAUUAGAUUUGCCUUUUCAAUUUCUUUCGGGUCAUAUACACGAAUUAGUCAUAUCGGUGCCCUGGACUAAAAUCACCUCAGAACCUAUAGGAAUAUCUAUUAAUACAAUCGAAUUUGUAUUGAAAUCGAAUCGUGAAGAUAGUAGUGGCACUAAAUCUCCCACGGGCAGCAGUUCGCCACAACAUCAGUCGACGACGGAGGUGACUAGUGCCAGCAAUCGUAACAAUGAGCGUGAGGAUACCUCAUCGAUGGGUUCCAGUUUGGCCACAAAAAUUCUCAAUAAUAUUAAUGUGCAAUGUCAGAAUAUUAUUUUGAAAUAUAUAGAAGAGGACAUUGUGGUAUCUAUGAAUGUUCAACAUCUAAGCUAUGGUCCAGCCAAUGAACAGUGGCAAUUGGCCAUGGUUGAUGUAAAUCCAAAUAAGGUAUUAAUGCGGAAAUUGAUUAAUGUUUCCGAUUUGACUAUAUGUUUGGAUAAACGUAAUGAUGCGGGUCAAAUUGAUGUUUGUCAAGAGCCGGUAAUGUAUCGUUGCACUUUAGAAUGCCGCGUUUUACGUAAAUACAAUAGUCAAACCAUGGCCAACAGCAGUACAACGCGUAUAGGUGUAUUUACUCAAAAUCUAGAUUUAAAUAUUUCCACCAUGCAAAUACCUUUACUAAUGCGUCUCAUAAAAUUCAUUACACAAAUGGUGCCAGAAAAAUCAAAUGCUUCUGAUGCCUCUUCAACGGCACCAGAUGAUUAUGGCGCAUCAGAUAUGGCCUCAAAUAAAGCAAAUAGCGGCGGCACUUACUUAUCGUGGGCAUGGAAUAUGUUACCAAGUUUUAAUCUAGUAGAUGAGGUCAAAGAUGAAAGUCAUAUAGAUGAUCCUGCAGGUCAUACAAAAGACAUUGGUAUUUAUGUGGAAGAGUUGAAUUUGACUCUUAAAAAUUCGGAAUUUAUUAAUGAUGCUAUAAUGGGUGGUAUUAAACGUAUACGUUAUAUGCCUAUUGUACGCUUCACUAUUGGCGGUUUAUAUUGGGAGCGUGUUAUGUCAAAGGAGUUGGAAUGGUCCAAUAUGAAAAUGGGUAUAUCAAGUAUUUAUGUAGAACCUUUGGGCAGUUAUCGCACUGAUGAUCAGACAAAUAGUUAUGCCAUAAUAGAUACAGCUCCGUUUACCAAUAUUCGUUCAUUCAUUGAUAAAUCUUUGUUUGAUGAUCAAUGCAUGAUUGCUGACAAAGGCUGGGGUGUCACAAAUUACGAUGAUUAUAUGGCACGAAUCACCGAUGACUAUUUACUCUAUCGCAGUCCCAUAUUUGCAUUUGAUGUUAUAAAUUAUCGCUCAACCCAUACAGAGAGUCAAGAGGGUCCUUCAUCAACAUCCGGCAUAACAAACACUACAAAUGAGGGCAAACUAAUGGAUUUAUAUAGACAAUAUCGCGUUCUAGCGGCCGGCAUAACAUUUCGUUAUAAUCAAACAUUUCUACAGGUUAAAAAUGUGAUUAAAACUAUAAUAGAUUCAUACGAUUCAACAGCAUAUUCAUCAAAUGUUGUAGAGAAAACAGAGACAAAUACUGCAAUUGCAACAAAUACACAAAAAGUCCUAAUACCAACAGAACAUAGUAAUGUAACAGUUGGUGGUGAGGCAGUUGAAACAGAUGAAGCAAGAUCUCACUUAGCGGCUAGAACAAGUGGACAUUUAGCAGAGGGAUCACCCAAGUUACAUCCGCCCUUAGUAGAAGAUUAUGAUGCUUUGAUGCAGGGCGUACCCUUGUGUAAAUAUAAAAUUGAGCUUAAACGUAUGCGUUUAGAAGUUUAUGCUAAAACUGAACCAGAACCCUCCUUACGUAUACAUAGAAAACUGCCUAAUGCUGUUAAGAAUAGCUUGCCCUACAUGCUGUUGUAUUUUGAUAAAGUUGAAGGUACUCUUUCAACUCCCUUAAAUCCGGAUAAAUUAGUUCAUACUACUUGCCAGUUGCCGGAUAAGCCUCAGGAGUUAUUGAAUGCCUGUUAUGAUAAUUAUGAUUUAAACAUCAAAGACUUUUCUAUGGGUCUAAUAGCACCCUCUACUGAUAAUUUAAUACGAUUACUAACCAUACCCAAAUUACAGUUGAAUUAUGGCAAAUUAUUGCAACCUCAUUAUUGGAAAACAGAUGAAGUUCCUAUUAAAAAAUUGGAUUUACAAUGUGAUAUAAUUAAAUUACAAUUCACCAAAAGGGAAUUAAUAGCAGGUUUACAAUUAUUUUAUUCUGCUUUAAACUAUGAGCCACAAAUGGUCAUAAAAAUGGUAGAGGUGCUAAAUCAUUCUCAGGUCUUAGCCGAUACAAUGUCCUUGAAUACAGUGUUAUCGAAAUUAAUGGUAAAGCAACGUUAUUAUCAUAGCUUUGGCAUAUGGAAUGUAAACUUAGCAGCCUUACACUCUGAUGUGGUAAUUGGCAGAAAAACUUCACAAUUACGUCGCUAUAAUGUCCUAAAUACACAAGCUAAAAUGCAUAACAAUCAAAAUAAAUGGUUAGAGUUACAACUGCAAUAUCCCAAUCUCUCUGCUCAAGAUGAACCAUUGUUAAGUCAAACGAAAUCAUCUAAAAAAGAUGCUAAAGAUCAUAUAGAAAUGGCAAUAGGCGUAUGGAUGGAAAAAUUUAAUUUAAAUGUCGAUAAAAAUCUAUUGGAAUUUUUAUCUUUUGUUACGCAAGAAGAAAAUAAAUUAGCAACAGAUUUUUCCACAGAAAUAGAAAUACAAACACAGAACUUACAAAAUCCUACAGUGUCUGCUAGUCAUGUUACCAGUUCCGCCCACUCGACAUCGAUUGUCUACCAAACCAAUAACACAAUGCCACAAAUAUUUGGACGUAAAUCAUCACGUAAUUCUAGUUCUUUAAGAAAAAUAUCCCAACCUGAAGAAACUAUACAUUUUAGUUCAGAAAAGGAUGAACGCUUAGAACUGACAGUAACAGAUCCCAUUAUAAUCGAUAUACCCGAUGAAAUACCACCCGAAAGUGAUGAAGAAAAAAUCAAAAAAUACUUUAAACUAUUUAACACCAUAAUAAUCUAUAUCGAUAUAGCACAAAGUCAAUUGGAUGUUAGUAAUACUAGCUUAACAACUGACAAUGAGGAUGUCUUAAAAAAACUAUAUACUAGAAUUAAACUGCCGAAAAUUUUGCUAAAAUCAACAUUUGCAGAAUAUAUAAGUCGAUCUAGUAUGAGGCUAAAAAUUAAUCCGCCUCUUAAUGCGAAAACAACUUUCAACUGGACCAUACAAUUUCAAGAAUUGGAUAUAAAUACCAUUGAAGAUAGCAAUAUAAUGCCGGUACUAAAACCUUGGCAGACUACUUUAACCGUAGCCACUACUAAACGUAAACAAGCUGUUACCAUUAAUACCGAUCUAGAUUAUACUUUUAAAUCUCAAUCGCGCACAAGUUCACCUCUAACAAAACCGAAAAGUAAAAAUCCAAAAGAACGUUCCACUAAACUAGUAGAAAACUCUUCAGUAUCUUCAAAUUCUUUAAAAGAGAUUUUCUCCGGUAGUGAGCGAUCACCACCACCCUCACCUAAACCCAGCGUACGUUCGAAGCCUGCCACUGUGGAUAAUAGCGGAAAUAAUGAAAAGUUUGAGGAGAUUAUUUGCCUUAAUUUACAUUUAGAUUCUUCUACCAUACAUUUGUUUGGCAAUAAUGUUAAAAUAUUGCAAUUACAUUGUGGCCACUUGAUGAGUGUUUUGGAAUUGCUACAAAAGAUUUCCAGUACUCCAUCAACAUCGUUGUCGAGUAAAAGAAAAAGUAAUACGAAAACUUCACAGAUUCCUUUAAUGAUUUUGACUUCUUCGGAAGAAAAUCAACAUAUUAAGGAAUUUAUGGAUUUGGAUAGUAAUUCAGAUGUCUCAGCUCUUCCAACUAAUGAGAAAAAAUCUAUCCUCAACAAAAUAUCUCUCUUUUGUCAAUGGACUAUUGCCAAAGUUGUGGCCGAAGUUGAAAGUGCCCGCGAGCAAACGCAUAAAAGUAAACUUGUAGUAGAAUUUGAAGAUUUUCUCUCCACCGUAGAUCAAGGACAAGAUUUUACCAAAUACACCAGUAAAAUUGGUAAUUUUAGUUUAAACUAUUAUCAAAAAUCCGAUAGAUACGAUUGGUUGCAACAGGAAUAUUUACGCAUGCGUAUGAUAGCCGAAAGCAAUGAACAUCCAUUCCUCAAUAUCAUCUUAACGAAAGUGAGUUUAAAAGAUUUCUACAAACGUAUUGGUGUCAAACGUAAAGGGGAGGUGGGACGUCAUAUUAGUGAAAUUUUAAUAGUAAUGCAAGCUAUGGAAAUUAUAGUAGACUUAGAUCGUAUACAGGAAUUUAUGGAACCUUUGUGUGUUAUAAUGGAGAAAAAUCAGCAAAAUUUAGAAAGUAAAAAUGAUAAAGAAAAUAUUAUAAUAGCUUCGGAAUUACCGCUGGUGCAUUUCGAAAGUAAAGGUAUUACUUGCUAUUUUCCACUGGAUAAUCUUAAGAAACAAUGCACGGUUUUAAUUUGUAAAAUUGAUAGCAUUAACGUAACACCUAAUCUACAAAAUCCUCUACAACGCAAACCCUUAAGACCGGAUGUUUAUGGUAAAGCAGCCAGUAUGGGUAUAUUAAGUAUACCCGGCUCUAUUGUUGAGGAUAGACAAUAUGAGUUAACUCUAAAGAAGUUAUCAGCUGCUUCCGGUAAUUGGUUAGAGAUUUUAACACAUAUGCGUAAUAAAGCACAAAAUGUACACACUAAUCCCGCAGUGGAAUGGAAUAAUCCAGAGCGUAAACAAUCAUUAAAAUUAAAUGAAAUUUUCAAGAAUUUCACUUUAAUAGCUACUUAUGCUCCGAAUAUAGUUUAUAAUAAUAUUUUAAUUUGUGGCCAGGCCAUAGAGUUUAAUUGUGCUACAGAUUUUAUUGCUAGCAUUAAUACUGAUCAAUUGAAUAUGUUUAGCUGUCAUUUGAGAAGAUUACAAAAAAUAUCAGAAACUGUUAACCAGGUUUGCAAACUAAAACCUUCUCCUACAGCAGCUGCUAACUCAAAAACCCAAUCUGAUACAACUAUUUUCUACUCACCUGAAAGUUCCCACUCUACAACAGUGCUGCGUACAAUUAAAUCUCUAAAUAGUUUAACAAAAACCACAACUGUGCAUCCUGAGAUAAGACGUUUCAGUCGUUUAGGUUCUCAAACACAAUUUGAGUCGAUUGAUGAAGACUCUGAACCACCACCGUGCAAAAUCGAUUCGGGUGUUGUGUCUCAAUCUUCUAAACGUUCUCUAAUAACAAAAGACAUUUUGCAUUCAGCCAAAUCCAGUUCAACUAAUAUUAUUUUGGAAAAACUAACAGAAUAUCCACAAAAUAAUCAUAUACAAAUCAAAUCUCUACCGAGAACUGUUUCAUUUGUAGCAGGUGUCUUUCUAUUUAAAAUAUUCGAUUCCAAAUGCAGUGACACAGAAACUCAAGUAUUAUUUGAGGUUGAGGAAAUUGAAAAACCUUUAAUAUCAUUUACCAUAUCUCAGCCUAGCUUUAUGGUUACACAAAAUAUUUAUGAUUCUAUCAUUAAUUUUUCCAUAUUCAAUUUAAGUGUAUAUUUGCCAACCAUGAAUGGUUUACAAACGAAAUUGCCAACAAAUUUAUUUCCAGAAAAUAUAAUAGAUACCAUGCCCGGGGAUUUAACUUCAACAGGCAUACCUCCUUCACUGUUUACUUAUAAAGCACAUAUGACCAAACAAAAAAUGCGUGAAAUUGAUAUUGAAUUAGCCAAACCAUUGGUGAUCACCAUUAGUGAACGUAAUGUAGCCGAAAUAUGUCGAAACUUAAUGAUUAUCUAUAAUGCUUUGCAAGUCUACACUUGUGUUAGCCUGCCCUAUGAGGGACCGCUAUAUCGUACAUCCAAAAUUAUGCUUAUGAAAAGAAAUACUCUAAAUGCCGAUCGUUUGAAUAUCAAAUGUAACAAUAUUGCUCUCAAACUUACCGAUCAUCAGGACUACGAAUGUAAAUUGGUGUUCAGUGAUCUUAAAAUAAAUCUUAAAUAUCUUACACGUCCCGAAAAGUGUUCGGCUAAAUAUUCUUUGGGUGCUUUGUAUUUACGUACGAGUAAAAAGGUGUUUGUACAUCCUAUUUCACUUAAGGGUUCUAUGGAUUUUGUUACUGAACCCUGGAAUCGUUUGCCUCUUAUCAAUGCUAUUAUCAAAUUUAAUGUUAUACAAAUAGAUUUGGGCAUUUAUGUUAUCUUACAAUUAAGACAAGCUGUCCAUGAUUUGAAUACAAUACUUAGUUAUGUAAGAGAAGAAUUGUUACGUUUUCAACGUUUACAUUUACAUGAUCAGGGUGAAAAUAAUGAGGCAAAAUUGAAACAUCUAAAGCCUUUAAAAUGUCCGAAUGUUAGUACCUUUAUACAGAAUAAUAAGAGUUUUAAAAGAGAGGAAUUCUAUCAGGAUGAUUUGAGAGCUGGUGCUUUUCAAUUUGUGGAAUUAAUGUCUGACAGUGUUCUGCCACUGCCCUAUCAAAUACAAAUCAUAAAAAAAGAUUAUGGCAUAAUAUGUUGGCGUUAUCCUCAACCUAGAAAAAUGUGUAAAAUUCAUAUUUAUCCAGUGCCAAUGGCGGUGGAAAAUCCCAUACACAUAAAAUGUCGCAUGGAAUACUUUAGUGAAGUACAUGAAUGUUUUCUACAUUACUGUGAUCUAUGGCUUUCGGAAACCAAUUCCAAAGAUAUUAAACUACCAGAACGAGAAGUCUGCGCCACCAUUUGGCGCGUGGUUAUUAUGCAAUCUUUAGUUUCGGUAAAUGGAGAAUGUUUUGAUACCAGCGAAGAGGAUGAGGAAUUACAUUCUAUAGCCAGCAUGAAUAUAGAUGAAGUAUUGGGUAAAGGUCGUCAAGAUGCUGAUUUUAUUUUACACCCCAAAGUAUUAGUAGGUUGUAUGCGUGUUGAUACUACAUUCCAAUCGAAUUGUGUGCCAAAAGUUCAAUUAUUACUAAGCUGUAAUUUGCUUAAAGUUAAACUUCUUAAUCAGCCAGAUGAAAAUGCCGAUUUGCCACCACUACUUAAGAAAUUCCAUUUGUCCAAAACUACUCAUAUAUCUCAAGCGUUUUUAAUGUUGAUUAUGCAAAAUAUUAAAUUUCAUUCCACUUUCUACGAUAAGCAAAAAUUCAAUUUAAAUGUUGCUUUUAAUGCCAAUGUAAAAUGUUUGGAUUAUGGUUUUCUUAAUAUGAUUUCUCUACUGGAAGAGACCACAGUACAAUCUUAUAUGGAAAUAGAUAACAAGAAAAAUAUCAUAAAUGCAAAUUUUGUCUUUGAUCGUUUGCAGUUUAAUAUAGGUCCAGCCAUUAUACAUACGCUUCUGUCCUCGAAGAAUCACUGGUCUGAGUGUUUGGAUUUAGAUGAGCGUCGCAUACGUCACGCCUUAAUACCUAAAUGUAUAAUAGUAAAUCGUACCAUGACCUGUCUGGCUUUUGGUCAAACUGGAACUCACGAACGCAUACAGUUAAAUCUCAAAGAAUGUUAUUUGUAUUCAUUCCGCAGUGAUUAUCAUAAUCAAGAAUUGACCUUUUACAUAACGGAUGAGGAAACAAAUACAGUGGAUACUUCUAUGUCGUUACAUAUACCAUUCAAAUUCGAAAGUCAACAUAUGGAAAAAUUUUUACGUGUUGGAAAUAAAGUCAUCACCGUUAAAUUGCGCAAAUUAUCCAGUUCUCAAAUAUUCGUUUUAAUUAAGGGUCAAAUAGAAUUAGUAUCAAUGGUUGCGCAUAAUUUACGUUUAGAAUUCCGUCAUGAGGGUAAAGCUGUAGAAGUGGCACAUAAAUCUUUGGAGUAUAUUAUUGAGAAACAGGGUCGCAACUCAUUUUACCAUAGUGUGCAGCAAAAUUCAAAUAUAUCAAUGAGACUUAAAUUGGCUGAUAAUAAUAUAAGGGCUCGUACAGGUGAUAUUCCAUUGAGAACGAAUAAUAAAUUACCCUGGUUGGUCAAAGUUCCCAUCAACAGCGACGAAUUCAUAAGCUUUUGGAUAAGAGUACUACGAGAAGACAUUCCUGGUCUAGCAACAGAAAAUUUUAAUCCUCAAAAAAUACUCAUCACAAUAUGGCCCAUAUUUGAAAUUUCCUCCAUGUUAAGUUGUGCCAUACAGGCUAAGGAAACAACGGGAAAAGAAGCAGAAAUACAUUUACCUGGUCAAGGUGCACGGCACAUACUCGAUGUACCAGCUACUCAUUUAACCGAACAUAACAUUGAGUUCAUGUACGGUUUUCCUUUAGGUACAGCUUCAGCCAAAAGUUAUACGCUAAAAUUAAAGUCUUUAGAUUGGCAGAAAUUCUUUUGGUAUGAUGAACAAAAAUGGAGUAUAGAAAAUACUUUAAGUAUUUUAGCUAAACCUUUAGCAAGAAAUUGGCCCCUAAACGAUGAAGAAGAGUUAAAAGUAAAAAGAAUCUCUGAAUCGAAUCAUGGUAUAGAUGUUAUAUACAAUACAAGAGUAACUAGAGAAUUUGCAUGUACCCUCAAUUUGGAGGUGGCACCCUGGGGUAUGUUUUUAAAUGCCACUGGGCUACAAGUGCGUGUUUGUGAGUUGGGUGUACAGCCCAAAGAACUAAUGGUAAAUGCUAAUGGUUUGGAAAUGUUAUUCAAUAUAUCACAAGGAUUCAGCAUAGGCAUACGUAAUGGCUCUAAUUGGAUACAAUCCUUGCCGAUUUAUUUAGAAAAUGCCAUAGUUACGCAAAGUAAACAUUUCUAUACCGUAACCGAAGGUGAUUAUACUGAUAUUGUCAUCUUGAGAGGCGAUGAAGUGAUCAAAUUUCUUUUAACUUUAAAAAUUGAAAAUAAUCGUAAAAUAUUUAAAUUAUCUUCAAAAUUUGCCGUAGUAAAUCAUACCAAAAAUCGUUUAUGUAUUUUACCAUUUGCCAUGGAUCAUAAGGAGAGUAUAGCGAGAAAAGAUGUAGAACGCUUAGAUAAUAAUACGACCAAGACAGUAUUACGAGCAACCCCUUAUAAAGAGAAUAGUAUAGGCAUUUCGCUAAGUCAAUUCUAUGAUAUAAAUGCUCAAUGUGCACAACGUUCCGUAGAUUCGGCGUUUAUUUAUUUUGUUGUGAUAAAACAUUGUGCCGAUUCAGAAAUUUCCAUACCCAUUCCCUUAACGCUGCCCUUUAAUCGUAAAUGUUUUAGCAUACAGAAUGGUCGAGAGUCUAUAGCUUUAAUGGUAUCGCUGAUUGAACAUGAUCAGGUUUACUAUUUAACCAUUUUCGAGGAUGUGGCGCCCGCAGUUUUGCUCAAUAAUCAAACCGAUUGUCCUUUUAUAAUUGCACAAACGAAUGCCGGGGAAAAUAGUAAGGUAUCCUCCACGUCACCAGAAUAUGAGGGCAAACAUUUGGAAUGGCAUCAUGUGAUACCUAAACAAAGUAAAUCCUAUUAUACACCUCCUGAAUGGUAUAGCCACUUUCCCGAUGUCGAGACUACUUUGUGCAAUAUUACUUUGGCUUUAUUUGAUGAUUUAUCUACCAAAAAAUCUAUAAAAUGGUCUAAACCCAUACGUCUAGAUAAAACAUGGAAGAAAUUCUUGCAUAUACCUGGUCAUGGUGAUGUUAAAGUUAUAAUCUGUGAUAAACAUCGUGUUAUUAGAUUAAAUAUUUAUUAUAUAUCACAGCAAAUGGAAUUCUCCGUUAAAGACUUACGUUCACGUCUCUCCACCACCGAGCCCAAAGAACCCUCUCCGACAGCAGAUCAAACUUCCUCCUCUUCAUUACUACUUCCAACAGCGAAAAACUAUCAAGAAACCUCCCAACAACUAAAUACCGAAAUUUGUCAACAUUUCCGUAAUGAUUGUGAUACUCUAAGACAGGAUCUGAAAAUAAGAUUUUUUGUUAAGGAAAUAAAUUUAAGUCUACACACCGACAACACUGCACGUCAGUAUAUGAAACGUGAAGUAAUCGCCAUAUAUGCCGAUGAUCUGCUGAUAGCCUAUGAAGAUAACGAAGAUGAACGCACGAUGAAUAUAGUGAUACCUAACUUACAAAUCGAUAAUCAAUUGUUUUCCACCGGAAAAUAUGAUUUUCCUGUUAUAUUAUGUGCCGAAGAGUUAUAUGAAAAAAAUGACUAUUUACCCGAGCCAUUUUAUUUGGAAACUUUUUACAAGAUUUUAAAAGAUAAAAACAUAAUGAUUAAUAUUAAAUUAAAACUAUUUGAAGAUGAAUUCAAAAUUAAUUCAUUGAAUUGUAAAUUGAGUCCCGUAAGAGCUUACAUAGAGGAUGCCUAUAUAACUGACUUCUUAGACGCCUUGGUGGAGUGUGAACCCUCUAACUGUGCCUACAAGCCAAAAUUAGAAUAUGAACGUAAAAUUUUGAUAGAGAACCAAGUUAGCAUACCCAAAGAUGUAGAAGCUCAAGCUAUCUAUGCAGCGGAACCUUUGCAAUUGAGAAAGUUUUGCAUAGAACCUAUGAGCGUUUUAUUGUCGGUGCACACUUCUGUAAGACUUUAUAUCGCUUUGGAUCAUUCACCUUUAUCGUUUUCCUCUUAUGAACGCUCACAUCUAUUGACUCUGCCUCUAAAGUUUGGUCAAUCUUUGGGUAUGCAUUAUUUAUCGGGUGCUAUAUUUGGUGCUGGCUGGGUGGUAGGUUCUUUAGAGAUCUUGGGUAGUCCUAGUGGUUUAGCGCGUUCUGUUACCACUGGCUUAAAAGAUUUUGUUUCCCUACCGGUACAAGGUUUGUUUCGUGGACCCUGGGGUUUUAUUGUGGGUGUCACUCAAGGCUCAGCUUCUUUGUUAAGAAAUGUAACUGCUGGCACAGUGAAUUCGGUAACAAAAUUGGCAGCCUCAGUGGCUAGAAAUUUGGAUCGUUUAACUUUGGAUGAAGAGCAUAUCGAAAGAACUGAGGCUUUAAGACGUUCUCGACCACAAGGUUUCACCGAAGGUUUUUCACAAGGCAUGACUGGUUUGGGUAUAAGUAUUUUGGGAGCUGUAGGUGGUUUGGCGCAUCAUACCCUCGAGGCUCGUUCUCCUGUCGAGGUGUUUACCGGUUUGAGUAAAGGUCUGGUGGGAGCAUUUACAAAACCCAUUAGUGGUGCUGCUGAAUUGCUGGCUUUAGCUGGUCAAGGUAUGUUGCAAACAGUGGGCUUUAAUGCCAUGCCCAAACAACGCUGCCCCUCUACUUGUCGCAACUUGGCUACCGAACCAUCUGGUUAUCGUAUAUGGAAGUUAUUGCCAGUAGAAUUGUCUUCAGAUCAAAUAUUAUUCUAUCAUGAAAUCACUUUGUCAGUGGAAGAUCAACUUAAGCGUGGUUAUGUUUUCUUAACAUCAGCUGUAUUUGCCAUUACUGAGGCUGAGUGGGAUAAACUACAGUUUGCUUUCCCUGUCGAUAAGGUGGAGAUAACAGUCGAUAAUCAGGAUAAAACCUUGUAUUAUGUACAUUUGAAACAUGAAAGAGAAGAUAUAGAAGAAGAUGUCAGCUAUACCAAUGAACGUAUUAUGAAUUUCCUGCACACCUCCUCUAUUAAAAUGACUUCCGAUUCACUUUAUGAUUUACUACAGACGGGUGGCUCUCUAGCAUCUGGCGGUUAUAGACGUCAGCAGACCUUAGAUUGGUCAUUCUAUAUAAGCGAACAUUUGGGUGAACAUAUAAUGCGUUAUUUUAAAAUAUUAAAUUCAAAUAUUAUUAAAAAUUAAGUAAGUUUAUGUUUAAAUAAUAUACUUUUUUAUAUAUACACACAUAUAUCCAAAGAUUUAAUUUCACAACUACCCCCUCCCCUUUGUUUUGAAAUGUUUUUAUUUUAAUAUAAAUUUUGGCUUAAUACAAAAUUGUAAAAGGCAAUGAAAAAUCUUAAAAAAGACUGCAAAUAGUAUCAUGUUGUAUGUGUAUAACUUUAUAUACUUUUUUAAAUUAUAAAUUGUUUUAGCGUAUUACUUACUACUUUAAAUUUAAAUUAUACUAUAAUUUUUUGAUAAAAAAUAA
This is a messenger RNA of Lucilia cuprina (Australian sheep blowfly), 12169 nucleotides long. It is a transcript of the gene Vps13B, whose product is annotated as vacuolar protein sorting-associated protein 13B. NCBI's taxonomy places the organism in Eukaryota, Metazoa, Arthropoda, Insecta, Diptera, Calliphoridae. Bases 133 to 11883 code for a protein of 3916 amino acids. The transcript is spliced from 13 exons. The record is from RefSeq and is a predicted model, not a curated record.